Mytilus trossulus (common blue mussel) is the source of this 3411-nucleotide messenger RNA. RefSeq lists its product as uncharacterized. Lineage: Eukaryota; Metazoa; Mollusca; Bivalvia; Mytilida; Mytilidae. The transcript is spliced from 3 exons. The record is from RefSeq and is a predicted model, not a curated record. Gene Ontology annotation, cellular component: mitochondrion. Bases 162 to 1589 code for a protein of 475 amino acids.
GAGACGCUUGAUAGGCAUGUGUAAUACAAGCUAAGAACUAAGCGUUUAACGAAGCAGAUCUAACAAUUUUAGAAGUCUUUUUUUGGAACAACAUGAUCAAUAUUUAAGGGUUGCACAUAUUCACAACACCUCACUUACACACAAACCAUCACACUGAAAACAUGUUUAAUAUGGUGCUCUUACGAAAAUUGAUAGUUUCAAUACCUCGCUCUCAAAUAAGAUUUUACAGAGCAUCUGUAGCUGAGAGCGAACCAGUUUGUCGAGAACAGUACCAUGAGUUUGACAAAAACAUGGAUCGUUCGAAGUUCACAACUAUCGAAGGAACCCAAGGACAAGUGGAAACUUUGACAAUUCAGGAUUCUAAGAGAGCAUUGGAAGAAGCAAUAGACUAUUCUGUACAUGGACCCAGUGUUCAGGGAAUUCAAGGUGGACAUGAUGACUUGGUUGAUGUUUUGUACAAUGAAAAGCCAGAGUCGGAUAUAGUACAAUCUGAUGCUAAUGUUGAGGCGUUUAACUGUAAUAGCAGUUUGAAUUUACAUGGAUGUAUGCAGUCUAAUGUACCCCAGCCAUUCACCACUAGUUGUGAACACUAUGACUCUCCUUGUAAUAUUCCAGGCAGUGGGGUAUUACAGAAGCAAAAGUAUAUAAAUGAUGCUAUGAGUGGGUUUCAUCCAUCAAGACAAUAUCACACAACUAAAUCACAUUUCAAAACAUUUGCUCAACCUUCAGCUCAGCAGGAGUCAUAUCCUGACCCACAAGGAAUUCAAGGAGAUGACUGCACCCUAGAACUUUGGAUGGAAACUUGCAUGAGAUACAACCUUCCUAAUUGUCAAGACCAAUUUGUUAAUAUUAAGGAAGGUAGAAAAACACUGAAGGAGGUGUUUGCUGAGCAAGAGUUAAUGCUAAAAGAAAUAGCAGAAAACUACACAUCCAAUUCUAAAGCUAGCCUUUCUGCCGAAUUACAAAUUGACACUGAUGGUCCAUGCCCACAAGGGAUACAAGGUGAUGACUGUGCACGCUAUCAGUUAUGGUUAGAAAAUUGCCAGCGAUUUAGCUUUGGUGAAUGUAAAGACCAGUUAACAGGAAUGAAAAGUGGAAGAAAAAAUCUAGCACAAAUUUUGGCUGAACAGGAUGCACAAAUAAAACAGGCAGUUGCCCAUUACUACCAGAAAAGAAGUUAUUCAACAUCCUCAUCAUCAAACCAAAACGGAUCUGAGGUUGGUAGAGAUGUGCAAUCUCAAACAAACCCAGGGAAAUUAAGUAAUAAGGACCGUUUAAAAAGGGCAGUGAAAGAGUAUGGUUCAACAGUUAUAGUUUUCCAUGUAGGAAUAUCUCUGAUUUCUCUUGGAGGCUUUUAUCUGGCUGUGUCAAGUGGAAUUGAUAUGGUAUCAUUGCUGACAAAGAUAGGAGUUGGUGAAAGUCUACUCCAGUCCAAACUGACCACUGGUGCCAGUACCUUUGUAGUAGCCUAUGCUGUACAUAAAGUGUUUGCUCCAGUUAGAAUAGCUAUAACCUUGACAUCUGUGCCUUUAAUAGUUAGAUAUUUAAGAAGAAUUGGUUUUUUGAAACCUCCUAAGAUAUCUAAAUGAAUAAUGUUAACUUUCUAUUUGUUCUUACAAAAUGAAUUGUAAUAAAUAUAUUUCAUUGUAUUUUUUUUUUUAUCUUUGUCUUAAUUAUGGUUCAAAUAAAUAUUACAUUUAUCAUGAAGGUAUAAUAUGGAAGAAAAUAUCUGAAAUGGUGUAGUUUUUCAUUUGGAAAAUAGAUGAUGGAAAAAAGAGAAAUAAACUAAACUGUAGUGAAAAUAAGGCCAACACAUUUAGAUAUAAUAUCUAUACAUAAUUGUUUCAUUACAUUUAUUUUAAUGGCUUCUUAAUUUAACUUUUGCUAAGACAUAUAUUUUGGUACAAAGUAAACAUAUCAAAUAGUAUCACAUGUUUAAACAUAUCAACUGUUUGGCAUUGUAUUACAACCUAAAAUUUAGUGGUGAUAAUAUUUUCUUAUAAUCACAAAGAGGUUAAAAGGUUAAUGUUGAUAACACAUAUAUUUCAUUGAGUUAAAGAUUAUUGUUUAACCAUUCUAUAAUUUCUUACAUAAUUUAUUACCUACAUCAUGUACAUGUAGAUAUCUUUGUAUUUAAAUGAAAUAAAAUCAAUGAAAUAGAAAAUUGUGCAAAGGGAGAUAAUUCAUAGUGAAAUUAUAGAGUAAAAUCUUGAACUUCAUCACAUCCAUCUUUCAAUCUAUUAAUUCAUGGAAAUUGGGGCAUAAUUGUAUAAAAUCAACAAAACACAGAUAAAGCAAAAUGAAAAAAAACAAAUGAUCAGAUGCAAAUAUGUUUAAUUCAACAUCUACAUUCAACAUGUAAUUUUCUGAAAGCUGAUUUAAGAGGUCAGUGAAAUUUUAUAUAUGUGUAAAAUUGCUUAUGUUAAUUAUUUCUUAGUGCUAUUUAUUAAAUGUACAUGUGUAUAUUAAAAUCUGUUGGUUGAUUUAUUGUUUAACUUAUUGUUGGUUAAUUGGAAAAUUUUAUUUCUUGAGUUGACCAAAAAAGUUCAUUUUAUAUGUGUUCACAAUAAGCACUGAUUACUGUUAUGUAUAAAAAUAAUAUUAUUUGUUAACACUUUAAAAAAAUGUUUUAAAUACUUGAUUAAGACAAUCAUCAUAAGUUAACUUAUAAUACAAUGAAUGGGUUUAUAAAAUGAUAAACAAAUGUGUUUUAUACCAUCAAAUUUCUACAGAUCUGGUUGUUUCUUAGUUAGAAAAUGUUGAAAGUUUUACCUUAUUCUUUAAACAGUUUAAGAUAAUAUACACAUUAUCCUAAUACACAUCUUAAAACCCUAUAACCAUGUAAAUACUCUACUUUUCUUUUUGUUUUUAUAUUUUCUCAAAUAUGUUGUUCUGUAUAUGAAGUUGUUGAAAAUCUAGGAGACCGGCAUAUCAUACUCUUAUGGCAAAUAUUUAUAUACUCAUGAAAGGGAUAAGAGGCAUUAUUAUGGACUCUUGUGAUUAGCAGAAAAAUUCUAAGGAAAAAGGUUCACAAUUUUUUUUUCGUCUUUUCGAUAGGAACAUUACAUCUUCCAUGUGCAACUAAUCCAUUGAAUUGUAUUCUAGUAGACCAUUACAGUUUAUGAAAAGUAGUACCAACUGUUUGUCUCUAGAUGUUGAUGAUAGUUUAUAACAUUUUAUACUUUUUGGUUCAUAUUUGUUGACACUGUUUGAGUUUCCUGUAGGACUUUCCAAUUGAUAUUCCACAUUUAUUUUGUAUCUACAAGAGGAAUGAUUAGAUUUAUAUUGAUAGUAGUUUUAUAAAUUAUUGGUACAUGAGAUUGUAUUGCAAGUUAUUUUUUUGCAUACUUACUGUGUUAUUUUUCCUAAUUGUAUAUUUAUAUCUAUGAUUAUAUAAAUUAUUUAAAUAUC